UAAAUAAAGCUAAAUCAAAAUUACCCAACGCAAUGAUAAAAUCAGAUAUAUCAUGUACCGAAGAUGAACAUUUUAAUGGUAUACUAAAACAUGUUUUAAAACGCAGUCUAUCUCCUAAAAGCAAACCGUCCAUAAAAGUGAAAAUUAAUUCAGAAAAUCAGGGUGCAAAUUCUUCAAGUUACCCACCUCAGUAUAACCCUAUGAAAGAUACUAUUGGUCCAGAUAUAUCUGAUUCGCAAUAUAACAUCAAUCAAAUUUCCAAUGAUCCUGAUAGUGAAAGUUCUAACAUUAGCGAUUUUGAUGAUUCUGAUGAAGAUCAAACAUGGACUGUUCAAAAAAAAAAAAACAUUCGGAACAGGAAUUAGAUGAAACAUCUCCAUUGAAAGUAACGCCAAAAAAAUUUAUUCCAAUUCCUGAUUUUGUUAUGACAUUGCCUAGUGGGCCAUAGCGAUUAAGCACGCAAAUUGAUAUCAACAAAAGUCACACAAAUAAUUCUAAAACUACUAACAAGUUACAUUUAACAGAAGAUUCAACAGUUAAUAACAAUUAUGUUAAGUGCCAACUACAAUAUUCUGUUGAAAACCAAAACAUGAUAUCAAGUAGGUAACGUUUUAGUUGUUAACAAUAAUGUGCACGUGUUUGUUAUAAAAAAUGAUUGAUAUAUAUAACUGAAGAAGUUGCCCUGCUGUAGGCGUAGAAUGUAGAGAU
This is a messenger RNA of Acyrthosiphon pisum (pea aphid), 708 nucleotides long. RefSeq lists its product as uncharacterized. The record is from RefSeq and is a predicted model, not a curated record. NCBI's taxonomy places the organism in Eukaryota, Metazoa, Arthropoda, Insecta, Hemiptera, Aphididae. The coding region runs from base 33 to 365 and encodes 110 amino acids. The transcript is spliced from 3 exons.